CAGGCAGGAUCGCGGAUAUUUUCAGGCAAUUCGUUUUUGACUUAUAUAGCGAUAAUACGUAUAAAGUAGUGCUCAAGAUUUAUAUUUUAGUAGAUAAUUAUUAUGUGAAACAUGAUUCAAAGUACGCAUAUGCUUCCAUUCUUUGGAAUUACAUGCAUCCUAUUUCUAACCGGAAUUGCUUCUUCAACUGAUGCGAAUUUAUCUCAAGUACCGCAGUGUUACCAUCCGAUAGAAUAUCGUAUAAAUGUUUCAGCAAACGUACAAAACAAUUCUCUCACUGUUGAUUCUCGUGUCAAACUGAACGUUUCAUGUGUACUGCAAGAUAUACAAUUAUAUUUCGGACGUUACCUGAAUGAUUUCUACUAUGGUACCGUCGAUAAUGUCUUUACUGAUACUUCAGUGGAAUGGGUACUACAUGUGCUAUUUUCUGAAACAAGUGAUUCAUUCGGUGACAUGAUUCGUAUAACAAAAUAUCAAAACAACUCUAAAACAACUGUACAGAAAAGAAGUAUACUACCUGGAAUAUACUGGAUCAAUGUAAAGUAUAAUUGGAUUUUAGACAAAAGUGCAAUGAUCUUUGAAAAAGAAACAAAAGACAAAUAUUUGAUUUUGCCGCGUAUACCCGCUGACUGGAUAUUUCCGUAUUGGACGAAUCCCACAACCAAGGCUAAAUUUACAAUUCAAAUUAAACAUGAUCACGAUCAAACAGUUCUAUCAAAUAUGCCUGGUGACAAAAUAGUGCAAAACGAUCAACUUUAUACUUUAUUUCGUACGACACCUAAAAUAUCCACUCAUUUGGUAGCAACAGCAAUCGUACCUUCGGAGUGUACUACACACGUCGACGUGUUAAAUACAGGCACUAUACAAAGCAGAUUCCAAGUGAAAAACGACAUUUCAUACGCAGUAUUUCUUAUACAAAAUUUUACGACAUCCAUCGGUCACAAGAUAGAGAAUAUCACAUCAAAUUCAUACGUGCACUAUGUAGCACUUCCAAUCAAUUUCUACAAUUACGAAACUAUAGUAACUACUGGACUUGUAUUCUUCAGAGACGCUAAUAUUGCAUACAAUUUCGAGGUAGAUUCGAUUAUAAAAAAAAAAGAAGUAACACUUGUGGUUGUGCGCAGUGUGAUGCAAGAAAUGUUCGGUGAAUGGUUACUGACAUUAAAAAACUCUGAUUCUUGGUUUAUAGAAGGGUUUUUGUCAUUUUACGGAGUUUAUUUGAACGAUCAGAUUGCUACUGAGACUUUACUGAAGUCGAUUGUAAUCCAGACACGACGAGAAGUUUUUGAAUAUACGCAAGCAUGUAUCGAAUAUGAUAUACAAAUAGAAGAGAAUUUAUUUCUUUACAAUAUAACGUUUAGUAAAAUGUGGAAAGGAAAAGCUUUCAAUAUAUUUUCUAUGAUGAAUACUUUGUUCCAUAACAAAAAUGUUUUAUACAACUCUAUUUUUGAGGAAGCGAUGAAAUUAUAUUCUACCAAUAGGAAUACGUUAAACAAUACAUACAAUAAACAGUCAUUUUUUGAUAAUUUAUGGAAUAAUUUAGUAGUACUGCCGGCCGUAUAUAACAAUAGCCUUUUAAUGAAUAUAAAUAUAAAAAAUGUGAUACAUUCUUGGAUAACACAAGAUGGUUACCCUGUGGUACAAGUAACACCAGACAAUGACACACAGUCUUUGAUAAUAAAAAUUAUAGACUGUGUAACAGUCACUAAAAAGGAACUGUGUCAACACAAGUGGUGGAUACCUGUAACUUAUGUAACAAUAUCAAGAAAUGAGCGUAGUACACGCUAUCAUGUGUGUUUAACUCCAGAAAGAAAAACUAUCUAUGUUCCGCACUUUGAAGAUGAUUUUAUUAUAAUCACAGAGCAAAAUGGAUAUCGCGUCAACUACGAUUAUAAAUCUUGGAAAAAUAUUGCUUCUUUCCUGAAAAAUCCGAAAUCUAUAUAUUGGAAUGUAUCUGAGUUAUCUGACUCUACUUUAGCCCAACUUCUCGACGAUGCUUUUUAUUUUUUAAUACAAAAUACAAAGUACAACGAACAUCCAGUUGCAGGAGAUAGUAAUAUAGACAUAUUUUUCAAUCUUGCAAGCAAUGUACUUUACGUAAAAAAUUCAUACAUAACAUGGUAUCCGAUAUUCACUGCUCUUCAAUACGUAUCAAAAGUUUUUCCGUUUCUAGAAAGCGCAAAAAUUAAGGAUACCAUAAUAGAAUUAUUAUAUAGUUUUCUUGAAAAGACAUCACACAAAAAUGUUUCCGAGAAUAGCGUUGAUAAUCAAUUAUAUCACGAAGUUCUAAAAUGGACAUGUAUUCUUGAUGGUGUAAAGUGCAAAGAACAUCUCACUGAUAUAUUGAACUGGCAUUUCAAAAAUCCUGUACAAAACAAAUUGUUGCCAAGUUGGCAGAAAUGGAUAUAUUGCCAAGGUGUGAUAAAAGAAAUACUGAUGGAUGUGAAGUGGAAAAUAAUACAGGACAUGUACAUGUUACAAGAGAAAAAAGAUCAAUACGUGCAAGGUUUAUUUUGUCGUGACCUGCAUUAUACUAUAGAAACUUUGCGUGUGGAACUACUUGUAAGACGUAAUUUAGUUAAAGAAAGUGAUUCUGUUUCCAUUCUUUUCGAUACUGUUGCAAGACAUGUAAAGGAUUUUUUUUCACUGAACACUAUACUAAGCAAAAUACAAAAUAGAUUUCCAAGAAAGAUGAGUCUCCUUGCAGUUGUUAAUUUUAGUAUUAAUCACGUAUAUUUAGAUGAUGAUAUUGAAAAGGUUACUAAGGCUGUAGUACUGCUUUUAAAAUACCUGGUCGGCGUAUAUGAUGUACACAUGGCACUGUUCAUAAACGACAUCAUAGCAAAAAAGGUUGAUUCUCGCCGUAGGUUUGUAAGUAGAACACGAGAUAACAUUCGUAAUAAAGUCCACGACUUAUUUGAUUACAAAAAUAUGAAAAAGUAAGUGGUUUUUAAUGUUUGUGUGCUAUUUUUUUAUUUAACUAAAAAAGACUAUUUGUACAUG
Molecule: messenger RNA, 3003 nt
Organism: Pseudomyrmex gracilis
Lineage: Eukaryota; Metazoa; Arthropoda; Insecta; Hymenoptera; Formicidae
Product: aminopeptidase N-like
Exons: 14
Coding region: 112-2943 (943 amino acids)
Biological process (GO): proteolysis; peptide catabolic process
Cellular component (GO): cytoplasm
Molecular function (GO): zinc ion binding; metalloaminopeptidase activity; peptide binding
Source: RefSeq, a predicted model, not a curated record